CCAAGUUGUUGGUGAAGCCACGGUAAUUCACAUGAAGUAAGACAGAUACUGUCUAACAUGCACUCUGAAUGCCAUGCACUGCCUUUUUUCAGGUUGCUCAACAGCUGUCUAAUAAUGAAACUAGUAUAAGGCUGUGCAAAGAUUUAACCAGAGUGACGAGCCAUGGUUUUGAGGGUUAACUAGUUAGCCUUUGAAUAGCCUGCCGUUUGUUACAUAAACAGUGCAAGUAGUAUAUUGGAGCGACGCUGAAAACUGCCAUGAGCCAAAAGGCAACAUCAGAGUCAGGGGACAACUCGAAGCUGUCGGGACAGGGAAGUGAUACUGUGAACCUGCCCUCUCCCUCAGGCGAAGUAACGUUAGAGCUGAAAGUUGCCAUUCAGGGUCCUGGGACUGAGACAAACAACGUUAAACAGCUUCUAAACGAAUUCAAAGGACUUUACGAGCAGAGGUUGAGAUGCCUGGAGUUGGACGCCAGUGUAACACGAGAGGAACUGCUGCAGAAGAAAGUGAAUUUCCUGUGGUCAUAUGCGAAUGACCUCGCAGACCAGAACCAGGUGCUGGUUCAGACCAUUGAAGAUCUGCAGAAGGAAGCCGACCACAAGGUUUCCAGUUGGGGAAUGAAGCUAUGCAGUUCUGAUCAUACUUUGGAAGUGUGUGAGGUUGAUCUGAGGACUUUGUUGCUGGAUGAGCUUGCUGGAACUGCGGCUCACAUCCCACACAGUGCCGCUUCCUUGGUCCAGAUAGCAUCAGAGUUAGAAGAUCUGAAAAUCCAGUUGCAAACCAAGGACAUGGUCAUCUCUGAUCUGGAGAGGGAGCUUGGAGAGAAUUUCCAGCAAAAGCAAAAGACUGCACUGCAGGCGCUGGGAAGCAGUGAGAGGCUGGCGCACCUGCAGAGUGAGCUCUCCUGUCUGCAGCGGAUCCAGAAAGACAACAUUAAGGAGAUUGCUGAGAAAGACAUCUGCAUCACAAAACUGCGAGCUAACGUUCAGCUGCUGCAACAAGAGGGGGCCGGCGCACAUGCUCAGCUCUCCAAGCUGAGCGUGAGGGCGAGGGAGCUUCAGGAGGAGCUGAAGAGAAAAGAGGAGGAAUGGAGGCAAAGAGAAGACGAACGGAGGCUGAAAUAUGAAAAGGAUUGUCUAAAAGCAGAGGAGAGGAGAGGGCAGGAGAGACAAAAGAGAGAGGAGGAGUGGGUGAAGAAAGUGGAGGAUGCGAAGAGGGAGAUUGAGAAGGAGAGAAAGGCCCAUGCUCAAGCCAUUAAAAAGUGGGCUGAGAAGGCAGCUAUUUUGAAUUCUGAGGCCAAGGCCAAAAUGGUGUCUUUGAGGGGCGAGCUCAGCGCCUUAUUUGAUAGAAGGAUGGAGGAGACAGAGGCGAGGAUGAACCAACUAACUGAAGAGCUGAAUGCAGCGAGACAAAAGAUAAAAGCAAGCGAGGAGCAUGUGAGGCAUCUGGACCAGGAUGCGGUUAUUCUGCGAGCCACACAGGACUCUCUGAAGGGAACCUUGGCUAUAAAGGAGAAACACACACAACAGCUGGUCCAAGACAACACACAGCUCAAAGAACGCCUGGCUUUACUGCAGAGCAAAUUACAAACAAGUGAGUGCAUGUUGAGUGACACCAGUGAAACCCUGGAUCAGACCAGAACCAGCCUGAGCACAGAAAGACAGCAGAGGCAGCAGAUCCAGGACCAGUUGCACCAUGCCAACAAAGAGAUGGAGCGACUGCAGUUGGAGCUGACACAUGCGCGGUGCACCACUGAAAAGAAGAUAAAAGCAAGCGAGGAGCAUGUGAGGCAUCUGGACCAGGAUGCGGUUAUUCUGCGAGCCACACAGGACUCUCUGAAGGGAACCUUGGCUAUAAAGGAGAAACACACACAACAGCUGGUCCAAGACAACACACAGCUCAAAGAACGCCUGGCUUUACUGCAGAGCAAAUUACAAACAAGUGAGUGCAUGUUGAGUGACACCAGUGAAACCCUGGAUCAGACCAGAACCAGCCUGAGCACAGAAAGACAGCAGAGGCAGCAGAUCCAGGACCAGUUGCACCAUGCCAACAAAGAGAUGGAGCGACUGCAGUUGGAGCUGACACAUGCGCGGUGCACCACUGAAAAGAAGAUUCAGAAGUGGGAGAUUAAGAUGUGUGCACUGGUGAAGGAGCUCACAGAGAGUAAGAAGCAGCUCUCUGAAUGUCAGAAAGAGUUGCUCCGAAGAGAGGAGGCUUUGGAGAAACAGUGUGAGGAGAGGGAUGUGCUGAGAGCCAAGAUGGAGGACCGGAGCAGAGAGUUUGUCCAUCUCAACCAGACCAAAGAGAGACUGGAGGCCGACUUGGCUCUGAGCCAUGAGAAACUGCACACCUCACACCUGGAGGUUCGAAGCAGAGAUCAGUUAAUUCUGCAGUUAAGAGCAGAAAUGAAGACAGCUGAACAAAAGCAUAAAAGGACACAGGAGCAGAUGGCAGAUCUGGAGGGUGAUGUAAGAAACUUGAAACAUAAGGUCAGGGGACACCAGGAAGAGGCUUGUCACUUAAGCGAAAAGGUCAGAGAUAUUGAGUACCUUAAAGACCAGAAGGAGAAAGAACAACAGCAGCUUCGCGAUCAGCUCUGUAUUAGUCAGCAACAGGUCGAGACAUUUGAAGGGAAGCUAAAGAAGCAGGAGGUUGAGAUGGAGCUUCUUCAACAGCAGCUUAUGGGAGCCAAGGAGGAACUGAAAGAUGCCAGUUCACAAGCCCAGGAGCAGAAAGAAACUGUAGCAAUUUUUAAACAAAAGUACACAGCAGCACUAGAGAAGGUGCAUAGGGUGCAAGGGCAGGUGGAACUUCUUGAAGAGGAACUACAGUAUUCACAGCAACAGGAACCAGCAGCAAACUUACCUUCGCUGGACUUUGUUAUUGAUAAAGCGCAGUUAUUGGCUUCACACCUAAGAGAGUCCCAAUUAUCAACUCAUUUGGUGAAGGAAGAGCUAGCUGAGAUGGUGCAGCGGUACCGGGAAAAGGUAGGCCAAUGGGAGAACUCGCAGGAGGCUCUUGACCAGUUGACGGAUGAGCUCCAGGCCAAUCAGAAUCUACUGAGGGAGAGCCAGCAAAAAGUGGACUAUCUUCAGGAGCAGGUGGACACACUCACAAAGCAGAAACUGAUGUUGGAGUGUGACAUACGGCUAUUCCAACAGAGUCAUUCUCAUUCUGAUGAGGAGUAUCUCAGCCUGCUCCGACACAGACAGAAGUUACAGAAGCGCUGUACUGAGCAGGUUGAGAGCCUUGUGGAGUGUGAAAAGGCUAUUCUUCAGAUGAAGUCAGGGCUGGAGAGACAAACCCAGGAAAAAGUGAGUCUGAAGCAAAGUCUUGUUGCGUCCCACCAUACACACAUGACCAUUCGCAGCCAGCUGGCACAGGAAGUGAUGCGUCUGAAAAAGGAAGCUACACACUUAGAGCUUGAGCUGGCGGACACCCAGAAGGUACAUAUGGCACUUCUCAGACAGUCAGAGGAGGAGCUGAAGGAGGCCAGACAAGAGGCAGCGAGGAGGGGCAAUGAGGUGGAUGUACAGAGGGGAGAGGUGGAGAGACUUCAGGAGGAGUUACGGAAGGAGGAGGUGCAGAUGAGGAGCGUCAUCAGAGAGAAACAGAGUCUUAGCAGUCACAUCAGGCAGUUGAGCCAAGAGCUGGAGGAGCUACGCAGCAAGCACCAAGUGACAGUGGAGGAGUUGGCAGCCCGUGGUGAAGAGGCGAGGCGGAUGGAGGGGUGCCUGACUGAGGGAAAGCUAGCAGAGGAGAAAAUAAGGUCAAUAGCUGUGAGGCUGGAGACAGAGGUGGCAGAGCUCAGGAGGGAUCUUCAGCAGGCUGUCGAUCACAAACUCAAGUCAGAGCGAGAGAAACAGGAUGCACAGGACCAGGUGGACACCCUCCGCUCGGAGCUGGAGGGGUCACGUUCUGACAAUGCAAACCUUCGCCAUGAGAGCCAGUUGGUCAUGACUAAUGUCAACCGUUGGAUUACUGAACAAAAGUAUGACCACACUUACACUACCAUGUCUUCCAAUGAGAGUCUCACUGCCCAGAUGAAGGCCCAAAACAAGGUGCUGCUCAUCGUCACUGAGGAGAAAGAACAUCUUCAGGAGGCUAAUGACACAUUGAAGGCGGAGGUAAAGAGACUGAAAGAAGUGGCGGAUGAGAAGGAGAGAGACAUGGAACACUUCAAGGCCCAGGUCCGAGACCAGAGCAUCCCGCGAGAUGAGAGAACCAUUGAAAAACAGGGUUAUGUGGCUCUAAAUCUCACCAAAAUCGAGGACAUGCAGACCAGACUGCGAAGCAACCUGGAGGCCAUCAGAAUGCUAAAUCAACAAUUAAACACCCUCAGCGGGGAGAAUAAGCGGUUGCGUAGGCAGCUGGAGAAGGAGAGGUUCAUGCGUAGACAAGUGGAGCAACUGCUCCCUCCUCCUUCCACCUCCCAGCACUGCUCCUCCGCCCACCUUCCCCACUCCCUCACUGCCCGCCCACCUCAUCCCGCCGCCUCCCUACCCUCUUCCCUCCACCUCCCUCCUCCCCUGAGCCUGGGCACAGCGACAGGGGACAUUGAUGGGAUUCAAACCCAAACUAAGCUGAGUGGACCUGGGCUAGAGAAACCAGGGCUGAUGGCACGCUCUCCCCAUAUUGAGCUGGUGUUUUUCCUUGUGCUGCUACAGCAUACAGAGUAAGAAGAUGGCGCUGGGGGUAAUCUGCGCGAGUCGACGGUGACAAAAUGGAGGGCGUCAUCAGAGGUCGUGGCGCUGUCAUCAACCACCAAACAUCUGCUGAUGUCUGCCUGUCACACACUCACACUCACGCAUGCAUCACACACAGGGGAGAAAGAAGGGAACAUGUAUCCAUAAUCAGGUGUGACAUAUCACAGCGUAAAUGCUACAAUCUCACCUGACAGCCACGUACACAUGUACACACAUGCAAUGUUUGCGUUGUGGACCACUGCGACGGAAACAGACAUUGACAGGUAUCUGAGUAUAUUCUGAGAUGCACAUAACAGCGGCUUUAAUGAAUACAGCCAGUUUGUUUUGUUUUGGGCUUUCUCUAGUUUCUAUUUAUCAGAGUAAAGGAUGUAGAUGUAGGAGCUGUGCAGAGGGAGACAGGCGAGUCAGGAAGUCUUUUUCCUCCUUCAGGUAUCACUGAUAAGCAGAUCAGCAGACUCACGGUCAAAAAAUACCUCUAAUCAUUUUAGUGUAACAUUGUCUACAGAGAGAUUUUUAUUGUUAGGACAUAUUUUGUGUCUUCUUGUAUCUUCCUUUAAAUGCACAUAUUUACAAAUCUGUUCCUCCUCCUUAGUAACAAAAAGUAUCCUGUAGCUGAAAAGCAUCAGUUACAUACAACCUGUACAAUAUCUAGAUAGAUAUUUUCUUGAAUGUAGAUUAUUUACACAGAAUAUUUAUAUUUGAUUUUACUGUCAAAUUGCUUCUCAUAGUUGGGAACUGCAGAGUCAUCAUAUCCAUCCAUCGUCAACCGCUUAUCCUGCGUACAGGGGGCUGGAGCCAAUCCCAGCUGACUUUGGGCGAAAGGCGGUGUACACCCUGGACAGGUUACCAGUCCAUCACAGGGCCACACAUAGACACACAACCACUCACACUCACAUCCACACGUAAGGACAAUUUCGGAGUAACCAAUUAACCUAGCCUGCAUGUCUUUGGAUGAUGGAAGGAAGCCGGAGCACCCGGAGAGAACCCAAGCGGACACGGGGAGAACAUUCAAAAAAAGGCCGGGGCAACCGGGGUUUGAACCCACAACCUUCUUGAUACUGAACAAAAAAAUGUUACCUUCUUCUUCAGUCUGAACUCUUGCCACUUCAGCCUUGAUAAAAUGAAACAUUAAAGCAAAACUAUGUUACUUUUGCUAAAAAACAGCCACUGCAGCAAUUAUGGGAUAAUGGUACUAAAUCGUAAAAUGUAGUGUAACAGUUGCACAAGUAUAAAAGAAUAAUAAAGUCAGCGAACUGUGUACGUUACACAGAAACAUCUGUCUAAAGUUUGCUAAACUUAGCUAACAUUGGCUACUCAUCAUACCAGACCAAGUAAGGCAACAGAAGCAAAACCCCUGAGUGUAUUACAUUGAGAAAGGAUUAGUUUUUUUUAUUUGUAGGAGAAAGACUGUUCCCUGAAGUUCCCUACUAUAGCCUCGCUCAAAAUUUCGGGAUUCUCAAAUGCAUUAGAGUUUUUCUCAGUCGCUUUGGUACAUUUCUUAGAUCAGAAUUGA
This is a messenger RNA of Micropterus dolomieu (smallmouth bass), 6219 nucleotides long. RefSeq lists its product as uncharacterized. NCBI's taxonomy places the organism in Eukaryota, Metazoa, Chordata, Actinopteri, Centrarchiformes, Centrarchidae. The transcript is spliced from 32 exons. Gene Ontology annotation, biological process: spermatogenesis. The record is from RefSeq and is a predicted model, not a curated record. The coding region runs from base 258 to 4679 and encodes 1473 amino acids.